AUGGCCACUCCCAACGCCAACUUGAACGGCACAAAGGUCAACGUCCUAGUGUACAAUGGCAAUGGAACUACUGUCGAAUCCGUCCGCCACUGCCUCUACACCCUCCGCCGCCUGCUUGCCCCUCAUUAUGCCGUGAUCCCCGUGACGGCCGACAUGCUCAUCAAGGAGCCCUGGACCCUCACUUGCGCUUUACUGGUGAUUCCUGGCGGCGCAGACCUGGGCUACUGCCGUGCUCUCAACGGCGCGGGCAACCGCCGCAUCGAACAAUUCGUGCGCCGCGGAGGCGCCUUUCUCGGCUUCUGCGCGGGCGGAUACUACGGCUGCAAACGCUGCGAGUUCGAGGUCGGUGACAAGACCUUGCAGGUGAUCGGGGAGCGCGAGUUGGCCUUCUUUCCCGGGACCUGUCGCGGCGGCGCAUUCGGCGGGUUUGUCUACCAUAGCGAGAGCGGGGCACGGGCUGCCGAGGUGACGGUCUCGAAGGAAGCGCUGACGGCCGGGAUUGUACCGGCGAGGUUCCGCUCGUAUUACAAUGGAGGUGGUGUCUUCGUGGAUGCGGCGUCGUAUGCAGACAAGGGUGUGGAGGUGCUGGCGGACUACGCGGAGGAAUUGAAUGUCGACGGCGGGUCGGGUGUCGCCGCCGUGGUCUACUGCAAGGUGGGCGAGGGCGCGGCGAUCCUGACCGGACCGCAUCCGGAGUUUGUGCUCCGUUGCAAUUUGGAUGGUGGUUGA
Aspergillus melleus is the source of this 729-nucleotide messenger RNA. Its product is annotated as biotin holocarboxylase synthetase. Lineage: Eukaryota; Fungi; Ascomycota; Eurotiomycetes; Eurotiales; Aspergillaceae. Bases 1 to 729 code for a protein of 242 amino acids. The transcript has 2 exons. Gene Ontology annotation, cellular component: cytoplasm. The record is from RefSeq and is a predicted model, not a curated record. Gene Ontology annotation, molecular function: biotin--[biotin carboxyl-carrier protein] ligase activity.